UGCAAAAUUACAUCAGUAUAUUAUACACAUAUUUGACAAUUUGAUAAUAAAAAAAAAAUGCGUAGAAAUCGUGGUCUCCUGUUAUCACUUUCGACGUGUCUGACGAUACUCUUUGUUGUUUUGAAUACGCGAUCAUCCACAGAAUUACUCGGGUCCGCGAUUACCACUGAGAAACGCAGCAUGUUGAGGAAACAGGAAGUGUUACGUGCCGAUGAUCGAUGGAUUACUCGUAGUCAGACGCACCGAUACAUUACUCCGUCCCUCGCCGAAUUGGGAGAGUUGCCAUACAAGCACAAGCACAUUCUUAUGUUGACACGCAUACCCGGUGCGGGUGGCGAGUUGAUGGUGCUGAUCCUGCAGCGAUUACAAGGAUAUAAUGCUUUCAAACAUAUACGUUUGCCACCGGGCGACAACGGACUCUUAUCAAGUUCACAGCAGGAGUUGUUGAUAGAAGAGAUUACGAGUAUCAUCCGACAAGAAGCUAUUCCCUUAACUUUCGAUGGGGAUGUAAGAUUCCUAAAUUUCUCGGAAUUUGGACGACAAGGACCUACCUUUAUAUCUUUAGUGAGAGAUCCCUUGGAUCUACGAAUUUGGCAAAAGUAUAAAAAAGGAGAGAAAGGGAUGCAUUAUUAUGGAAUUAUACCUUAUUUUUGUGGACAAGAUCCGCGUUGUGCGGAACAAAAUAAAACAUGGGCAAUGGAGCGAGCUAAAACAAAUGUUAUUCGAUGGUAUCCUGUUGUUGGUAUAUUAGAUUACAUGGAGGAGUCACUAAACGCGUUAGCAGGUGAAUUUCCCUAUUUUUUUAAGGAUGCUAUUCGUGUCUAUGAUCAUUUCCGACCAAAAGAGAAGCAUCCGGCCAUUUCUUCAACAAAUUCAAGGCUACGAAUCAAAGACGCAGUCUUGAGAAAAGUGCUUGCACAAGAGAUAGAAUUUUAUCAAUGGCUGAAAUUUCGACUUCUUAAUAAAAUAUUCAACAAUGGAUGAAAAUACUAUCCGAUGAAGAUAGAUAAAUCAACUGCAAUUAAAUAAAUCUUGAAUAAUAAUCGAGAUAAAUUUUCCUCGUUAAAAAGAAAUUAAAAAGGAAAAAAGUCUCUUAUGAUUUCGUAAUUAUUAUACCAAAGAAACAAAUAUGAACUUUUGUGCCAUCUAGAGGUUGAUUCUGUAACCACAUAAAUCAUUUUACAUAGAGGAUAAAAUCGUUGACGACUAAGUUUUACGUGCGAUUUUUUUAUCGAUUGUAGCGCAUCUUGUCAGAAUAAUUAAUUAUUAAUAUUAUUAUAACUAGCAAUAGAAUUCGCAUUCGCAAAUGACGAAGCCGCUACAAUCUUUUUACG
This is a messenger RNA of Atta colombica, 1334 nucleotides long. Its product is annotated as uronyl 2-sulfotransferase-like. Gene Ontology annotation, molecular function: sulfotransferase activity. Gene Ontology annotation, cellular component: membrane. NCBI's taxonomy places the organism in Eukaryota, Metazoa, Arthropoda, Insecta, Hymenoptera, Formicidae. The transcript is spliced from 6 exons. The record is from RefSeq and is a predicted model, not a curated record. The coding region runs from base 58 to 984 and encodes 308 amino acids.